Candidula unifasciata is the source of this 1335-nucleotide messenger RNA. Lineage: Eukaryota; Metazoa; Mollusca; Gastropoda; Stylommatophora; Geomitridae. The record is from the annotation of a GenBank genome assembly.
AUGCACCCAGAAAACUCAAUUUCCGAAAGAAGAUCAAAAUAUAAAAGGGGACAAACAAUCAGAGUUUUCCGCCAGGGUUUACAACCAGUGAACACGAACAAUAACAAUAGGACGUCUCUAGUGUGUUUCUGUCUACCCUGUCUCUUCUUUUAUCUUGUGUCUCUCACUCACGCUUACUUUCUCUGCUUCUCCAUAUUUUCCUCUCCACUGCCGUACUUUACUCACUCUUUAUCGGACUCUCUCUUAGCCUCUCCUACUUCCUCUAUUUUUCUGUGUUUACAUCUCUCUCUCUCUCUCUCUCUCUCUCUCUCUCUCUCUCUAUCCCUGUUUCUACCCCACCCUCCCUCCACGGUCAUCUUGUAUCGCUUGUCGUCUCAAAUAAUUGGCAGCUAUUCAAGAUGGCAGCCAGCGGCCACGUCCAGACAGGGUACAACGGCCAAGUACUUCGUUCGGGCACGUGACCAAGAAAUUUACAUGUACUCGGCGGUGACCAACCGUCACCACCCGGUCAACAACGCCAUUAACAUCAUCAUCACCACCCUGUCGGCAUCCAGGGCGUCCUUGCAGUGUUGUGUUGUGCUCGACGGUAAGACCCUCUAUGUCACCCCGGCUGAGACGUUUUUCCGGUACAGUACGUCUGAUGUUGCCUUCAUUGCCAACAUAUUGGAGUUUUUCAGCGACUGGCAUCUGUACCGCGCUCGGCAGUACUCUUGCUCGCUACCGGACAUUGGUCAUUCUGCCGAAUACGUGACACUAACCUCAUCUCUGUGUACUCCAGAUAUCAGAGACUAUCUUAAAAUCCUCCACCCCCCACCGGUGCCAGGUGGACUCGCUCUAUGCGCAAAAAUAGCUUACAAUGGAGGGCUUGACCCCGAGAAGUUCAUCGAGUGGGUUGAAGUUCAAAGACUGUUAGGGGUGGACAAGAUACUUAUCUUUGAUUUAGGAAACCCGGAAAAUCUAACGCGGGUAUUUAGAUACUACCAAAAUCAAGGGAUUUUAGAUGUCCAGCCUUAUGAGCUGCCGGGAUAUCCGGAAAACAGGACAAUUUGGGGAGCUGCCACAGCGACAGACCAGUUCCAUCACGACGAGUCCAUGGCUGUCUUGGAGUGCAAUCAAAGGAUGUCCGGUUACACGUUUGUGAUGAGUCAUGACGUGGAUGAGUUCAUUAUACCAAGACAGGACGUCACUUUGAAACAGUUCUUCCAAGUAAGAGAAAAUGGAAUCGUACCAAGACGCCGCUGGAUUCUAUUUUCACGCGGAAUUUUUCGUGUACGGUUGGGGACCCAGCCACCCAGAGGAGGAUCUCAUGGUCACCCGCUACAGGAGGGCCACUGA